This is a messenger RNA of Megalops cyprinoides (Indo-Pacific tarpon), 2994 nucleotides long. It is a transcript of the gene cttnbp2nla, whose product is annotated as CTTNBP2 N-terminal like a. The record is from RefSeq and is a predicted model, not a curated record. The transcript is spliced from 5 exons. NCBI's taxonomy places the organism in Eukaryota, Metazoa, Chordata, Actinopteri, Elopiformes, Megalopidae. Bases 61 to 1791 code for a protein of 576 amino acids.
GUUUCCGUUGGGAUUAUAGCUUGAUACAGUAUACCGAAAUCUGUUGCAUUUUAUAUUUGGAUGUGGGAAAUUAAAGAUCCAGGAGCGGGGCGCAUGCGGGAAGCCAGGAUGAACGUGGACACUUUGAGCAAGGCAGAGCUGCUGACCCUGCUCAGCAUACUGGAGGGAGAGCUGGAGGCGCGGGACCUGGUGAUCGAGGCCCUGAAGGCCCAGCGGAGAGAUGCCUUCGUGCAGGAGCGGUACGGGAGGUACAACCUGAGCGACCCCUUCCUGGCCCUGCAGCGGGACAGCGAGGCGGUGAAGGGGCGGGGCCCGGCGGGCCAGACCGGCCCCACCUCCCCAGCCUGCCCCAGCCCCCUGGCCGUGCUUAAGCUGGUCAUGUCCCACUGCAAGAGGAUGCAGGAGAAGAUGCUGGCCCAGCUGGCCGCUGCAGAGAUCAGGCACAGAAAGGUCAUUGCGGACCUGGAGGAGGAGAAGCGCCGGCACGCCCAGGACACGGCAGAGGGUGAUGACGUCACCUACAUGCUGGAGAAGGAGAGGGAGCGGCUCUUGCAGCAGCUGGACUUUGAGAGGGCUCAGGUGAAGCGGCUGGAGAAGGAGCAGAAGCGUUUAUCAGCCCAGGCAGAGGAGAGCCGCGUCCAGCACAAGCAGCUGUCCUCCGCCCUGGCCAAGGAGCGCCAGCGAGUCGCCGCCCGCGCGCAGGAGGAGGGCCAGCGGGCGGCGGAGCUGAGCCGCAGGCUGGAGGAGGAGCGGGCCGCCACCGAGGGGCUGCGGGCGGAGCUGGAGGCGGAGCGGAGGCAGGCGCUGCGGGCGGAGGCGCGGGCAGAGGAGCAACUGGCUGAAUUCGACACGGAGAGGGAGCAGCUACGGGCGUGGCUGAGGAGGGAGGAGGCGCGCUGCCAGGAGCUGCAGAGGGAGCUGGAGGAGCUGAGGAAGGAGCUGGCCGGGCUGGGGGGAGGAGCCAAGAGGGAGGUGUCCGUCAAGGAGUCAGUCAGCACCCAGACUGAAUGCAGUGAAAAUUCAGCAGCUGACGAAUCCACUGCGCCAAAAUUAAACGGCCAUCACAUUCAGAAGGAGGCGGAGACACGCUGCCAGGAGAACGGGUACGAGAACGGGGCCAUGCACCCCCCUGUCCAACCCCAGCAGAGCCCAUCCCCUGGCCAACCUGCUUCCCCCUCCCUUGGCUCCUCCCCCUGCUCCUCUCCUCUAUUGGCGAGGCGUCUGAUGGGUGUGGCUGCCUCAAGCCCCUCCUACCAGGCAAGCUACCAGGCAGGGGUCAACCACCGCUUCCACGCUGCACGCCAUAAGUUUCAGGGCCAGACAGAGCAGGACCAGCAGGGCGGCGCCACCACGCCUCGCUCCCCCCGGGACCUGUCCCCCUCCCCCACCGCCCCCGCUGAGCCGAGCUCGGUGAAGCAGCUGGCCCGCAAUACCGUCACCCAGGUGCUGUCCCGAUUCACCAGCCAGCAGGGCGGUGCCAAGCCACCUGCUACCAACAGCUCCCCCUUCGGUACAGACUACCGCAGUCUGGCCUCCGGUCUGGCUUCCCCCACCACCACCCGAGCCUCCGGGCCCCUCUCUCCAGGAGUCAGAUCCCCCACCAUCCCACGUGCAGAGAGGGGCCACCCGCCCCCCAUCCCUCCCAAGAAGCCAGGCCUAGCUCAGGCCCCACCAUCCCCCGUCCCUACGGCCCGAGCCAGCCACUUCCCCGAGCUGUCUGGCAGCUGCGGUCUCACCAGCACCCAGGAAGGCGCUAAAGAGCUGGACCUGGUCAUGUCCUCCACCAGCUAACCUGCGCACCAGCGCCCCCUACCCUUUCCUUUGUCACGUUGGACCCUGAAGUCCCUGUAGUCAAAGACUCUGCAAUCUGAAACACUGUCAAGUUUAUUUAUUUGAGGUUUGAUCUUUAUUCUGAUGCGAGAUCAGUCUGUGCAAGUAUACAUGUAUUUUGUAACUAUCAUGACUGUUGAUAAUUCACUGUGUCACGCAGUGAGAUUCUGGGCCCUGAGACUGUGAUGCAGUAUAUAAUGGUUGUAAUUCAGGGAUCUGAACACAAGGAAUGAAGUGCCUUCCUUCUCGCAGCCCAGAGGAGAGCAGCAUGUCAGACUGUGUCUCAUCCUCUCACCCUCUUGACCAAAACUAGAUAUGGCACCCUGCAAAAGCAAUUGGUGAAUUCUGAGUAAAUAUCAGAAUUCUGCCCUUGAAGCCUAAAGCAAUAAACACCAUCUGAGUGGGGGUGCAGUGUUUGAAAUGCAGUGUAAUUAUUGAGGGCCACAAGCAAGUCAAUACCCUGGUAGUGUGAGGAAUUAUUGCAGCCCUGGAGGUAGCUUACUCCUGUCCUGCAAAUUCCUCUGUACAUUGCAAUAAACAAUGAAUACUCCACCAUCUGAGGGUUGAGUUCAACGAAGUGUUAGAGCAUUUUUCAGAGGUGAUGGGAUAUGAAGUUCAGAGCCAUUUCCAGACGAUACAUCAAUUAUAACUGAACUUCACCUCCCAUCAGCACCUGUGUGAAACGUCACGUGAGGAUGUGUCUGUUGGUGCCACCCCUGAUGCGUGGCAGUUUCUCUGUCUGCAGCUGGUUAUUCCCAGUGCUUUCUUCCCCCAGUUCUGUUAGAUAUUGGUUGCUAACUCCAAAGGGUGUUUCUGUCUCACCUGAGAGGAGAGAGAAUACUACAGAGCCCCUAACAUUCUACCCCACCAUUUAUGUUUCACAUUUUUCAGUCUUUCAUUGGUAUGAUUUUUCCCUGGCAAUAUAAAAACGGUAACUAAUCAAAAGGGUACUGUACUUCCUGGACAGUUUGACUCUGUUCUUCAUAAAUGAUGCCCAGGAAAGCUGUAACCACUUUGCUGCAACCCCAGAUGAACCCAGAGAUUUUUAAACAGACAUGAUGGCAGGAUCUCUAGACAGUGAAUAAGGGGUAGUGUGCCCCCUACUGGCUGACCACAUUACCCUUCCUGCUCUGGACUUUUCCCCUCAAGCAUUACUGAAAUGUU